AUGGAUGCACUAGUGGAAGAUGAUAUCUGCAUUCUGAAUCAUGAAAAAGCCCACAGGAGAGAUACAGUGACUCCAGUCUCAGUAUAUACUGGAGAUGAGUCUGUUGCUUCACAUUUUGCCCUUGUCACUGCAUAUGAAGACAUCAAAAAACGACUUAAGGAUUCAGAGAAAGAGAACUCUCUGUUAAAGAAAAGGAUAAGAUUUUUGGAAGAAAAGCUUAUAGGAGCUCAGUUAGAUGAAGAAACAAGUUCUGUGGGACGAGAACAAGUAAAUAAGGCCUAUCAUGCAUAUCGAGAGGUCUGCAUUGAUAGAGAUAAUUUGAAGAGCAAAUUGGAGAAAAUGAAUAAAGACAACUCUGAAUCUUUGAAAGUAUUGAAUGAACAGCUACAAUCUAAAGAAGUAGAACUCCUUCAGCUAAGGACAGAGGUGGAAACUCAGCAGGUGAUGAGAAAUUUAAAUCCACCUUCAUCAAACUGGGAAGUGGAAAAGUUGAGCUGUGACCUGAAGAUCCAUGGUUUGGAACAAGAGCUGGAACUGAUGAGGAAAGAAUGUAGCGAUCUCAAAAUAGAGCUACAAAAAUCCAAACAAACGGAUCUGUCUCAAGAAGACAAUUUGAAGAACAGAGAUCUCCAAAGACUAAGCAUGUCAAGUGAUAAUAUGCAGCAUGCAUAUUGGGAACUGAAGAGAGAAAUGUCUAAUUUACAUCUGGUGACUCAAGUACAAGCUGAACUACUGAGAAAACUGAAAACCCCAACUGCAAUCAAGAAAGCCUGUGCCACAGUAGGGUGCGUUGAAGACCUUGGGAGAGACAGCACAAAACUGCACUUAACGAAUUUUACUGCAACAUACAAAAGACAUUCCCCUCUCUCACCAAAUGGCAAAGCUCUUUUUCAUAUCACAUCUUCUCCUUUACCAGGCGAUACAAAGAUUUUAUCAGAGAAAGCAGUUCUCCAAUCAUGGACAGAUAAUGAGAGAACCAUUACUAGUGAUGGUACUAACUUUCAGGAACACAACUCCUAUGGCAGAAAUUCUCUGGAAGACAAUUCUUGGGUAUUCCCAAGUCCUCCUAAAUCAAGUGAGAUAGCAUUUGGAGAAACCAGAAGCAAAAUUUUACCUUUACCCAACAUGCUAUCACUGCAUUAUCUGGAUCAACAUAAUCAAAACUGCCUUUAUAAGAAUUAA
This is a messenger RNA of Orycteropus afer afer, 1182 nucleotides long. RefSeq names its product 5-azacytidine induced 2 (gene AZI2). The transcript is spliced from 7 exons. The coding region runs from base 1 to 1182 and encodes 393 amino acids. NCBI's taxonomy places the organism in Eukaryota, Metazoa, Chordata, Mammalia, Tubulidentata, Orycteropodidae. The record is from RefSeq and is a predicted model, not a curated record. Gene Ontology annotation, biological process: canonical NF-kappaB signal transduction. Gene Ontology annotation, cellular component: cytoplasm.